AUGUCGCGCCAGUUGACUGGUCGACAGAUCGACGGCAUAUGGCACACAUCCGUAGUCGUCUUUGGGAAGGAAGUGUUCUACGGCCAGGGUAUCAUGACAACACUGCCAGGCCAAUCACACCACGGUCGACCGCUCAAUAUAGAGGACAUGGGCACUACAGCGAUAGACGAGCAGACGUGGAACGAAUAUCUAGACGAAAUGCGCGAACACUAUACCGCUGACAAAUACCACCUUCUCGACUUCAACUGCAACUCGUUCACCAACGAUGCUGUCGGCUUCCUGACUGGAAACUCCAUACCGAGCUACAUCAAGGACCUUCCUAGCGAUUUCCUCAGCACCCCAUUCGGCGCUGCACUCAGGCCAACCAUCGACUCGAUGUUCCGCCGCCCAGUCCCAGGAGCUGCACCCAGUCCCGCACCUGCACCGCAACUGCCGCCCGCGGCCGCCGCGGCGACUCAGAACCCGGCGCUUGCAGCAUCUCUCUUGCAGGCUGUAGCCCAGAGAGCGGCGUCUUCGCCCUCAGGAACGAGCACACCCAGCACCCAGACCGUCGCUGCGCCCAUACAAAUCGCCAGCAACCCGGCAAGCUUCCACAAUAUCCUCGCCAGUCACCGGGUGUCCGUCGCGUUCUUCACAAGUGCGACUUGCGGGCCAUGUCGCGUUAUCGCACCCGUAUUCGAGGAGCUCGCGCGGGAGAAGACUUCCGGUGCAGGCGCGAGCGGCGCUGGAGGAAGCAAGGGCAAGAUUGCCUUUGUGAAAGUCGACCUUGGCGUGCUUUCCUCUCAGGCGGUUGCGUCGGAGUACUCCGUUCGCGCGACGCCUACGUUCAUAUUCUUCCUCGACGGACAGAAGCGCGGCGAGCUCAAGGGCAUCAACGGGCCCGAACUACGCACGCAGAUCGACCUCCUCUUGUACGAGGCGUUCCCACCCCAUCCGCACACCAAGCUGUCUCUCCCGGCCGUCGAGAAGGUGUCGCUUUCGCCCAUCCUCUUCGCGCAGAUACCGAAUCUGGGCGCUGUGAUGACGAAGCUCGAGUCCUUCAUCGCCUCAAAGCCGGAGUUAUCUUCCACGACGACGGAGUUGAAAGCGACCGUCCUCCCAUGGCUAUCCAAGGAGCCUCGCCCAUCAGCACCACCCACUGUGGCGACCGCUUUUGCACGCGCGACAGGCUCGCUCUCCUCUGGCCUUUCACCCGCCGAGCUCUUUCCUCUCCUGGACAUCUGGCGCGUAGCCAUCCUCGACACCUCCAUCGCUACAUCCACACAACAUGCCUUCAUCGCACUCCUCUCGCGCGUCGAAGCUGCGGCCGACGAACCGCCACGCGCCACGCUUCUCACGCUCCUGCGGCUGCUCGCGAACGCGCUCGGGGGAUCAGAGACCAGAGCACUGCUCAGGACAAAUGCGGCGGCGAAGCAGGCUGUAUUGCACUUGCUCGUGCGAAGCGUACUUCAUUCCGACAGACUCGUUCGCUCUGCAGCCGCCAGCGCAGCGUUUAACGCCGCUGCAUGGGUCCAGCGCGGGCGUGUAGCGCGCGUACGGGGGCAGAGCUCACCCGCAGACGGAGCGGGCGAAGGCGACGAGGACGGUGAAUGGGAUCUCGAGCUGCUUAGUGCGCUUGUUGAGGGGAUCAGAUCUGAGAGCGAGAGCGAGGACGUCGUACAUCGGCUUGCGGCGAGCGCGGCGCUGCUUGUUAGGUUGGCUCCGGAUGUCGAGGAGGUCAAGGGGCUGUGUGAGGUUCUGGGUGUUGGAGAGGUGGUGCAGGGGGUUGUCAAGGGAGAUGUGGUUAAGAAGAAGGACGUGAGGGAUCUUGUCAAUGAGCUGGGGACGUUGUGUGCUUAG
Messenger RNA from Peniophora sp. CBMAI 1063, 1839 nucleotides. The record is from the annotation of a GenBank genome assembly. Lineage: Eukaryota; Fungi; Basidiomycota; Agaricomycetes; Russulales; Peniophoraceae.